Messenger RNA from Phragmites australis (common reed), 1260 nucleotides. RefSeq lists its product as uncharacterized. The record is from RefSeq and is a predicted model, not a curated record. Lineage: Eukaryota; Viridiplantae; Streptophyta; Magnoliopsida; Poales; Poaceae. The coding region runs from base 249 to 980 and encodes 243 amino acids. The transcript is spliced from 7 exons.
GACUUGUCCGCGUCUGCCUCCCCUCCCCGCCUCUCCCCGGACGUACGCUUCCGCAGCACCGCCCACCAAUCCAACUCUAAUUCGUCCUCCUCCUCAAGGUCGCCGCGCCCAAUGCAGCAACGCCGCGGGGAGAGGGGUACAGAGCUGACGGGAAGGAGAAGGAUUUCGAUCGGGGAAGCAGCGGGUCUAGCCUAGUCUCCGGAGCUCGAAAUCGGUAUAUAAGAACACGCGAGGGAACCCCAUAGAAGAUGGCCGCGCAGCCGCAGGAGGAUAAAUCAGACAGCCCCGGCGCCGGCGCCGGCGGCAGCGCGUGGAGGGAGCAGGAGCAACGGCCGUCCAAGGCAUGGGGAAUCCUCAUCUUCGGCCUCAUCGGCGCCACCACCGCGACCUUCGCGCUCCAGAUUACUCAAGUUCGCAGAAGUGUGGAUUGGUUCUACACUCAGUUGAGUAAAGUGCAGACAACAUCGUCUUGGAGGAAUACAAGUAACAGCUCAAGUCGUGGAAAUUUCAGUGAGGAAGCUAAGAAAAGAUAUUAUCAACGUAUGCAGCAGGAAUAUGAGGAGGAACAAGAGAGAGUUCAAAGAAUAAGGCACAUGCAAAGUGUUUUCAACAGAGAUAGGAAUAAAUUUAGGGGAAGUUAUGAAAGUUGGAGGGAGAAUGGCCCUCCUGGUGGCUACAAUUACAUCCCUCGGGAUGAUUGGUAUUGGCAGACUGAUACGUCUCACUCGGAACAUAAAAAUAGACGGACGUACACUCCGGCAGGACAUAGGGUUUAUCCUAUGUCACAUCAUUAUGCAGUCCUUGGUCUUGACAGGUCACGAGCAACACCAUAUACAGAUGCAGAAGUUAAGACUGCUUUUAGAGCAAAAGCAAUGGAGGUCCAUCCUGAUCAAAAUCAAGAUGACAGAGAGUCUGCAGAACAGUUCAAGGAGGUUGUCAAAUCUUACGAAGCAAUAAAACUGGAGAGAAAAAAUGGGUAAAUUGAUCCAAAUGUCUAAUGUUGUUGGCAAUGUGAGGAAGAGUGGGAUCAGUUGUAACUUGCCCUGUGUACGCAUCAGAGUGGGAUCUGUUGCUGUUGAGGGCCUGUAGCACAAGUUCCAUUGAUGAGCUUGAUGUGUAGACUAGGAUAAUGUCGACUAAGUUACAAAAGAUAUGUUUUUGUUCACUUAGCUAGUGACUAGACGUGCUCACGUGCAUUAACUGGACAAGGGCGAGCAUUUUUGUUGCCACUUGGGUUGAGAAUAUCUAUUCACUUCUGUA